Messenger RNA from Brienomyrus brachyistius, 4758 nucleotides. It is a transcript of the gene grk3, whose product is annotated as G protein-coupled receptor kinase 3. NCBI's taxonomy places the organism in Eukaryota, Metazoa, Chordata, Actinopteri, Osteoglossiformes, Mormyridae. Bases 2518 to 4584 code for a protein of 688 amino acids. The transcript is spliced from 21 exons. Gene Ontology annotation, biological process: G protein-coupled receptor signaling pathway; regulation of signal transduction; protein phosphorylation. Gene Ontology annotation, molecular function: G protein-coupled receptor binding; ATP binding; G protein-coupled receptor kinase activity. The record is from RefSeq and is a predicted model, not a curated record.
CUUUAAUGCACGGCGGUAGCGCGCCGGCCCCGCUGCUGUCAGCGCAGUGCGCUUGGGCUGAGGUCGAUCCGCAGACUCCGCUUCCGUGUUUCGCGCACAACCGACGCCGGAGGAAGUGGGGGCUCUCAGAGUGUGAGAAAUACACGCGCUUUGAGCCGUGAAAACCGGACAGUGGUUUCACGCCGGGAGAAAGAGAAGCAAAAAGAUUGGACGGAAACGAAGCGACGCGUAUUGCGUUUUUUUUUUAACGGAGUCAACGACUAGGAACAAGAGCGCGGACUCGCUGGCGCGUCCCCCGAUGCUGUCGGCGACAGACGACCAGUCAUCGCGACUCGCACCGGAGCAUCGGCUGCGCCUCGGUUGCGGAUGCUUGGGCGGGAGGAAAUUGCCUUAAGAGGGGAGGAAAAGCGACGUUAUCGGAUGUGUGGGGUGGUCGCGGCUUGGUAGAGCGGUGGGGGAAGGCGGGCCAGACGGGAGCUGGGUGGCCGGUUUCAUGUUUAAUUGCACUGACGCUUAGUUUAAUAGGCGGCGAGCGCGCGGCGUCUUGUGACGGUUGUCACCAUUGACCGAAAAAGAGGAUAAUGAAGUUUCGCAAGAGCUAGCGAAUGUUAGCCAGCUUGCCCUUUCCUCAGAUUUUUUUAAGGAAUAUCUCUAUUAUUCCAUUAACCAAGCUGAGAAAACAACAGACAUAUCAGUGUUGGGGGUUGUCAAAGGACAGGAAGAGUGGCACGGCUUUAACUCGGGGCGGAGAGGCUGCCAUCUAAAUAGUUAGCCUGCUUGCUAACGUUCUGCUAAUUUCCUUUUCCGUCGUCCCCUCCCCCCCGCCGCAAGAGGGGGGAAAAACGCUAGAAAAACACCCGCAACACAGAAAGACAGAAAAAAUUAGAGGAACUGGGUAGGCUGACGAGGUGGCGGAACCAGGCAGCUUCAGGCUGCAUUUGGCAGAUUUGAGGAAGUUACCUGCCAGGCUGCUUAUUUUAGACCCGAUUAACUGGCUUGUUGAUUAACCGGAGUUGCCUACUAGUUACCAAGGAGCUGGCUGGGGUUAACCGGUCAGUAUCGCGCUAGAGAGAGCUAAUUAAUUAGGGGCUUGUUAAUCAAAUCGCUCAUUUGAACUUAAGGUGUAUGGUAGCUGGAGUUGCUAACGAAGUAUCAGGUCGUUAACUGGAGGGGGGGACGGAGUCAGUCGCACCCCCUUCUUGGCCAAGAAAAUGGAGAAGCCGUCGAGUUGGUUUCAGUUUUCUGCUUGUCAUUCUCAGGCACUACACAGCUAUUAAUUUAGUGUUUCUGAUAGCUAGCCAGCCAUGUUUGAGUACCUUAGGGCUACACGCGCGUCUCCCGUGUUUACAGACGCUCGUAGACAAUUAACUAGUCGCCUUGUUAACAUUAACUAGCUGGUCGCCGGUGCUUCCUUUUGCAGUAUCGGCGGAGGUUUGAGUAGCAGGAAGCGAGGCGACGAGCGCGACCAUAAACAAACGUGGCGUGAAUUUGGUAGCAAAAUUUGAUAUUUUCUGUCUUUUUUUUCCCCCGAUGCAUGAAUAUUUCCCGAUAUAAAUAUGAGGUGGUCUUCGGCAUACGGAUUUACAGUGGCGCACAAGUCGUUCAUCUUUUAUACCGUCUGUAGUCUCUAGCUGCUUUUUAUUAUUACAUCGUCGCUGUUUUAAUAUUGUCUUCAAAAUGGAGAUUGUAUUUUGACUCUAGUUCAUCACCAGCUCACUGGGUUUGAUGUGUGUUGGACAGUUCCGUACCGUUUUAAAAUAUAUAUUUAUAUAAAUGAGCUACUUAUUUUAAAUGUGGAUGCAUCAUAAAAUACAGACCUAUCUUAUAUCUGCCAUUUUUUUCUGCAUGCCCACUGAUGAUAUAUAGUUGCUGUAUUACACCGCAGCAUUAACAUUUCGCCCAGUUGGGUCACUUGGUUUAAGUGCUGGUAAAUUUUUGCUACGACCCGACCGUGUGUUUCAAUCAGCAACGUUGUGGCUUCUUGACAAAGCGUGUUGGGGAGGGGGGAGUGGGAUAAAAAAAAUUAAAAUAAAAAUUUGCAACAUCUAUUAGACUACUGUCAGUGCUGUCGGAAUUAACUCACUGAACUGGUGACAUAUUCUGCCACGUUUGGUGAAUCGGAUAAUGCGUUGAUGAGAACGCUACCCUGUUUCUGUGCUUUUGCAAGAGCCACCGCGAAUCUUAACAGCCGAUCUGCGUCUGAAAUCGCAACAUCUCCGAAUAUACCUUUUUACCUCGGCCGGCAUAGUCACUAUGCCUUUCUGGAUGAAACUCUGAGCAUUGCAAGCAGGCGAGGAAUAACCGGCACCCCAGAAGCGAGGAGAUUAAGCAUUGCGCGACCCCCGAGCCCCGCGUUUGCUCCCCUCCUCUCCGCCCCUCCUGGAUCCCCAGACCCCGCGGCGUCUGGCUUUUGAUCCUGAGAUACAGGCACCUUCCUCGGUGCGGCUUCGCCUCCGCGUCCCCACGACUUUCCCAGGGCAGUCUCGCAUCGAUUUGGGCUAACCCCGGGGGCUGAAGAUGGCGGACCUCGAGGCAGUUCUCGCCGAUGUCAGCUACCUGAUGGCCAUGGAGAAGAGCAAAUCUACUCCAGCGGCCCGGGCGAGCAAGAAGAUCGUCCUUCCCGAACCCAGUAUUCGGAGCGUCAUGCAGAAGUACCUAGAAGAGAGGGAUGAGCUGACAUUCGACAAAAUCUUUAACCAGAAGAUAGGGUUCCUGUUAUUCAAAGAUUUCUGUAUGAAUGAGAUCGAUGAGGCAGUCCCACAACUCAAAUUCUAUGAAGAGAUCAAGGAGUACGAGAAGUUGGACUCCGAAGAGGAUCGACUCUGCCGUAGCCGACAGAUCUAUGACACCUAUAUAAUGAAGGAGCUGCUAUCCUGCUCUCACCCCUUUUCCAAGACGGCAGUGGACCACGUUCAGUCUCACCUGGCCAAGAAGCAGGUGCCUCCUAGCCUCUUCCAGCCCUACAUUGUGGAGAUCUGUGAUAGUCUGCGGGGCAAGAUCUUUCUGAAAUUCAUUGAAAGUGACAAGUUCACUCGCUUCUGCCAGUGGAAGAAUGUCGAGCUCAACAUUCAUCUGACGAUGAAUGACUUCAGCGUCCACCGGAUCAUUGGCAGGGGCGGCUUCGGCGAGGUCUAUGGCUGCCGGAAGGCAGACACGGGAAAGAUGUACGCGAUGAAGUGUCUGGACAAGAAGAGGAUAAAGAUGAAGCAGGGCGAGACUCUGGCGCUUAAUGAGAGGAUCAUGCUGUCGCUCGUCAGCACUGGGGAUUGCCCCUUCAUCGUGUGUAUGACAUAUGCCUUCCACACUCCUGACAAGCUUUGCUUUAUCUUGGACUUGAUGAACGGUGGCGACUUGCACUAUCACCUGUCCCAGCAUGGCGUCUUCAGCGAGAAGGAGAUGCGUUUCUAUGCCGCCGAGAUCAUCCUGGGCCUGGAGCACAUGCACAACCGCUUUGUCGUCUACAGGGACCUCAAGCCCGCCAACAUCCUCCUGGAUGAACAUGGCCACGUGCGAAUUUCUGACCUGGGCCUUGCCUGUGACUUCUCUAAGAAGAAGCCCCACGCCAGUGUGGGAACUCACGGGUACAUGGCACCAGAGGUCCUGCAGAAAGGGACAGCUUACGACAGCAGUGCCGACUGGUUCUCCUUGGGCUGCAUGCUGUUCAAGCUGCUGAGAGGGCACAGUCCAUUCCGGCAGCACAAGACCAAAGACAAACACGAGAUUGACCGCAUGACCCUCACCAUGAACGUGGAGCUGCCGGACUCCUUCUCACCGGAGCUGAAGUCGCUGCUGGAGGGGCUGCUGCAGAGGGACGUGGCCAAGCGGCUGGGAUGCCAGGGGAGAGGGGCCUCAGAGGUGAAGGAGCAUGUUUUCUUCAAAGGCAUUGACUGGCAGCAGGUCUAUCUCCAGAAGUAUUCCCCGCCCCUGAUUCCCCCCAGGGGGGAGGUCAAUGCCGCAGACGCUUUCGACAUUGGCUCCUUCGACGAAGAAGACACCAAGGGCAUCAAGCUCUUAGAAAGUGACCAGGAGCUCUACAAGAACUUCCCGCUAGUGAUCUCCGAACGCUGGCAGCAAGAAGUGGCCGAGACAGUGUACGAUGCCGUCAACAGCGACACCGACAAGAACGAGACCCGCAAGCGGGCCAAGAACAAGCAGCAGGGCCACGAGGAGGACUACGCCCUGGGGAAGGACUGCAUCAUGCACGGAUACAUGCUGAAGCUUGGGAACCCCUUCCUGACCCAAUGGCAGCGGCGCUACUUCUACCUCUUCCCCAACCGCCUGGAGUGGAGGGGAGAAGGGGAAUCGCGGCAAAACCUGCUGACCAUGGAGCAGAUAUCGACGGUGGAGGAAACGCAGAUCAAGGACAAAAAAUGCAUUUUGCUGAAGAUGAAGGGAGGGAAGCAGUUCGUCCUACAGUGUGAGAGUGACCCAGAGUUCAUCCAGUGGAAGAAGGAGCUGACUGAGGCCUUCACCGAGGCGCAGAAGCUGCUCCGCCGGGCGCCCAAGGUCAUCGGGAAAAGCCGCGGCCCCGUGGUAGAAUUGUCCAAGCCACCGCUCGCGCACCGCAACAGCAACGGCCUCUGAGCCCCCCGCCGCCUGCCUGCCCGCCCGCUCGCCCAUGCCCCCUCCAGCCCUAGCUUAGAUCUGCCCCUAGCAUAACGACAGCAUCCAGUUACCCCUCCUGCCCACAGCCUGCCUCUGACAAAGAGAAAGAAUACCUUUGUGUCCGACAACGGAGUGUGCUGCUGUCAGAACUCC